AUGGUCACAAAUGUGGAGAAAUCAGAACCCUUGUGUCCCGCUGAAGACAAGACAGUGAGUGGCUGUAUACACAGUACCCAGGACAAAGCUCUCUACUUGGAAGGGGAUCCCAAUCCUUCUGCAGCCCCAACAUCCAUAGCACCUAAGAAAAUGCCCAAAAGUAUUUCAAUAUCCAAACAACUGGCUUCAAUAAAAGCUCUGAGGAAGUGCUCAGAUCUGGAAAAAGCCAUUGCCACCACUGUUCUGAUUUUCAGAAACUCUUCUGACUCUCAUGGUAAACUUGAAAAAGCUACUGCCAAAAAUUUGCUGCAAACCCAAUUUAGGAAUUUCACAGAGGGACAAGAAACCAAGCCAAAAUACAGAGACAUCCUUUCUGAACUUGAUGAGCACACAGAAGAUAAGCUAGAUUUUGAAGACUUCAUGAUCUUUCUCUUAAGCAUCACUCUAAUGUCAGAUCUGUUACAAAAUAUAUGGAGUAUAAAAAUUAUGAAAUAAACAGUUUUAAAUAUGUUGUAUAAAAUAA
Callithrix jacchus (white-tufted-ear marmoset) is the source of this 523-nucleotide messenger RNA. Lineage: Eukaryota; Metazoa; Chordata; Mammalia; Primates; Cebidae. The record is from RefSeq and is a predicted model, not a curated record.